AGGGGUUGUUUGUAUAAUAAAUAGAGCUCGUUUUCGGUUCAUCUCUAUACACCGUUCCUUUUCCUCCUUUUGUUUGAAGAAAUUGUUGGUUCACACGAACACACACACGCACUACUCUGAGAGAGAGAGAGAGAAGGAAUGGAGGAGGAGAGGAAGUCGAGAUUCAGGAGGAUCUGUGUGUUCUGUGGGAGCAGUUCAGGGAAGAAAGCAAGAUACCAAGAAGCUGCAGUUGAGUUGGGGAAGGAGCUGGUGGAGAGAAGGAUUGAUUUGGUAUAUGGAGGUGGCAGCGUGGGACUGAUGGGUCUUGUUUCUCAGGCUGUUCAUGAUGGCGGGCGCCAUGUUCUAGGUGUUAUUCCGAGGACUCUAAUGCCUAGAGAGAUAACUGGUGAGACUGUUGGAGAAGUGAGAGCUGUAUCUGAUAUGCAUCAACGAAAAGCUGAGAUGUCUCGUCAAGCUGAUGCAUUCAUUGCUCUACCUGGCGGGUAUGGCACCCUUGAAGAACUGCUUGAAGUCAUCACUUGGGCUCAGCUUGGUAUUCAUAAAAAACCAGUGGGUCUCUUGAAUGUGGAUGGAUACUAUAAUUCCUUGUUGUCUUUCAUAGACAAGGCCGUUGAUGAAGGCUUUAUUUCCCCAUCUGCACGACGCAUUAUUAUAUCUGCUCCAACUGCAAAGCAAUUAGUGAGGGAGCUUGAGGAGUAUGUUCCAGAGUAUGAUGAGAUUACAUCUAAGUUGGUCUGGGAGGUUGAGAGACUAAGCUACGUGCCCGAAUCAGGUGUCGCCAUGUGACAAAAGAUGGAUUGUAUAUGCUUUUUGGCCUCCUCUUUUUUACAUAUCUAUACAUACAUCAUCUACACACUCUCACAUAUACAUUUCCCCAAUGUGAAAAUUUCUACGUGUCAUUCUUGUUAAUUUGUUUCUGAAAGAUUUGUGGAAAUUAGUGAUCGAACUUGAAACUUUUUUGUUAGUAGAAAAUGAGAAAAUCUCUCCUCUCC
Messenger RNA from Nelumbo nucifera (sacred lotus), 992 nucleotides. RefSeq names its product cytokinin riboside 5'-monophosphate phosphoribohydrolase LOG7. The record is from RefSeq and is a predicted model, not a curated record. Lineage: Eukaryota; Viridiplantae; Streptophyta; Magnoliopsida; Proteales; Nelumbonaceae. Gene Ontology annotation, cellular component: cytosol; nucleus. Gene Ontology annotation, biological process: cytokinin biosynthetic process. Gene Ontology annotation, molecular function: hydrolase activity, hydrolyzing N-glycosyl compounds.